CACGGAAAGCUCCCUCCUCAUGUAGGUAAUCGACUUCUGAACGCUAUCGCCUACACACCACGGCCACACGCCACUCUCUCCUCCCUCUCCCCGAGCACGACAGUGAGGCCAGCGUAACACAAUGCGGUCCCAUCUGUUGCGCUCAAUACCGCGCACGCCCGCGCUGGCCGCCCGCAAUGGCUCCCGGGCGGCGCGCACCUUUGCCACGACCGCACAACGCCAGGCCGACGUCGAGCUCACAGUAGAUGGAAGGAAGGUUUCAGUGCCAGCCGGCACCGCGCUCAUCCAGGCAUGCGAGAAAGCUGGAGCUACCGUGCCCCGAUACUGCUACCACGAGAAACUCAUGAUUGCCGGCAACUGCAGAAUGUGCCUCGUCGAAGUCGAACGCGCUCCAAAACCUGUAGCAUCAUGUGCUUGGCCUGUACAACCCGGAAUGGUCGUGAAGACGGAUAGUCCGCUUGCCCACAAGGCUCGAGAAGGUGUCAUGGAAUUCCUGCUGGCGAACCACCCAUUGGACUGCCCCAUUUGCGAUCAAGGUGGCGAGUGUGAUUUGCAAGAUCAGAGCAUGAGAUACGGAGCAGACCGUGGGCGAUUUCACGAGUUGAGCGGCAAGAGAGCAGUCGAGGACAAGAACAUUGGACCUUUGGUCAAGACAUCCAUGAACCGCUGCAUUCACUGCACGCGUUGUGUUCGCUUUGCUAACGAUGUUGCUGGCGCGCCAGAACUCGGCUCAGCGGGACGUGGAAACGACAUUCAAAUUGGCACAUACCUCGAAACCGCACUGGACACUGAGCUCUCUGGAAAUGUCAUCGACCUCUGCCCUGUUGGUGCCCUGACAUCUAAGCCUUAUGCAUUCCGCGCUCGUCCUUGGGAACUUGGUCACACUGAGACUAUCGAUGUUAUGAACGGCCUCGGAAGCAACAUUCGCGCAGACUCUCGAGGACUCCAGGUCAUGCGCAUCCUUCCCCGCCUGAACGACGAUGUCAACGAGGAAUGGAUUGACGACCGAAGCCGAUUCGCCUGCGACGGCCUCAGCACACAACGCCUGACUACGCCCUUAAUUCGCCGCGACAACCAAUUCCAGCCUGCCACGUGGGAGAAUGUACUCGUCGAGAUCAAGGACAAAUUUGAUGAGCUUCAACCAAAGGGCGACGAGAUCAAGUUCGUGGCAGGUGAGCUCGUGGAGACGGAGACUCUGGUCGCUGCUAAGGAUCUUGCCAACAAAUUGGGCUCGGAAAACCUCGCUCUUGAUUUCACUCAAGGUUCCAGCCCGGUUGCGCACGGUGUUGAUGUCAAGACUAACUUCUCCUUCAAUUCGAAAAUUGUUGGCGUGGAAGAGGCUGAUGUUAUCCUUCUGGUCGGAACCAACCCCCGACAUGAAGCUGCCGUGCUGAAUGCUAGAAUACGCAAGCAAUGGCUGCGAUCCGACCUCGAAGUUGGACUCGUAGGCGAGGACUUUGAAUCCACUUUCGAGUACGAGAACCUUGGAGCCAACGCGAAAGACCUCAAGAGUGCACUCAGCGGUCCCUUUGGGGAGAAGCUCAAGAACGCACAACGACCAUUGAUCAUUGUCGGCUCUGGAGUCACGGAACACAAGGACGCCAAGUCCAUCUACGAGACCGUCGGCUCGUACGUCGAGAAGAACAAGGCUAACUUCCAGACCCCAGAAUGGAACGGCUACAAUGUUCUGCAGCGUGCAGCCUCGCGCGCUGGUGCGUACGAAGUCGGCUUCACCGUGCACAACCCAGAGACCACCAACACAAAAGCGAAGGUCAUGUGGCUGCUCGGCGCAGACGAAAUCGACGCUGCCGAUAUUCCCAAAGACACAUUCGUUAUCUACCAGGGACACCACGGUGACCGUGGCGCGGCCCUGGCUGAUGUCGUCCUUCCAGGAGCUGCAUAUACCGAGAAGGGUGCCACAUAUGUGAACACUGAAGGCCGUGUGCAAAUGUCUCGUGCAGUCACUUCCGUAUAUGGAGCGGCGCGGGAGGAUUGGAAGAUCAUCCGCGCCGUUUCGGAAGCGCUUGGCCAACCGUUGCCAUAUGACGACGUUGAAGCCCUUCGCGACCGCAUGGAGGAGAUCUCACCAGCACUUCGAAGAUACGACAUCGUUGAGCCUACGUCAAAGGAACUACAAGCUCUCAGCAAGGUCCAGCUUGUUGAGCAGAACAAGGGCGCGACUGUUUCGGGCGAACCUCUCAAGAAGCCUAUUGAGAACUUUUACUUUACAAACACCAUCACACGAUCAUCGCCCACGAUGGCGAGAUGUUCAGCCGCAAAGGCUGCCAAGGACCCUUCAACGAAUUUUCAAGCGCCGGGAGAACCAAACGUCACACCCUACUACGGGCCUCCCGAGCUUGCGGCGGGGGCGAGUGCUUGAGAGGGAGGUUAGUGUGAGGCGUUUGGGCUGUAUAUAUUUCGCUCGAGGCGUUGAAAGAAGCAGCAUGUAUGUUAUACCACGAAUACAGCUUUCCCUGUGUGCACAAGCCCAUCACAGGGCCCACCGAACAACAC
Molecule: messenger RNA, 2514 nt
Organism: Cercospora beticola
Lineage: Eukaryota; Fungi; Ascomycota; Dothideomycetes; Mycosphaerellales; Mycosphaerellaceae
Gene: NUO78
Product: NADH dehydrogenase (ubiquinone) 78K chain precursor, 5-prime end
Biological process (GO): cellular respiration; ATP synthesis coupled electron transport
Cellular component (GO): membrane
Molecular function (GO): iron-sulfur cluster binding; NADH dehydrogenase (ubiquinone) activity
Source: RefSeq, a predicted model, not a curated record